Molecule: messenger RNA, 6272 nt
Organism: Pseudoliparis swirei
Lineage: Eukaryota; Metazoa; Chordata; Actinopteri; Perciformes; Liparidae
Gene: plekhh1
Product: pleckstrin homology domain containing, family H (with MyTH4 domain) member 1
Exons: 30
Coding region: 610-4836 (1408 amino acids)
Cellular component (GO): cytoskeleton
Source: RefSeq, a predicted model, not a curated record
ACAAAAGUAGGGCUAUGUGUUUUUCAAAGUAAGAGUUCCUGCACAAAAUCUUGAUUGUGUCAAAUUCACAGAAGGAAAAAAUGAACUAAGCAACACAGUUUUCUUUCUUCCCCUCCUCCUCCUCCUCACAAGACUGUGUUUACAUCCGAAAAGAAAGAAGAAGAAGGAAAAAAAGCGAGUGGAGCCAGCCUGAACGCGAUCUCCUGCGCAGCGAGGGGGGGCCGGAGUCCUGCAGAAACCUGAUCCGCAUCGGGCCCUUUAAAGGAAUAUGGGAUGAGUCUGUUGAAUGGAGCUCACAGGGAAGUCCCACUGAGGAGCACCGCGACGGACCAGCGAGCAGCAGCAACGGGACCGGCACUGGGACCACGACCGGGACCCGGGGGACUCAGGACUCCUCCAGACAUGAACCACUGCGCGUGCGCGAGAGAAGAAACGCAAGGAUAUUAGAAGAGGAAUGAAAAACGGAGAGGAAGUUAUGAGCCGAGUUGCGACGAACUAUCGGGGAAGGUGCCCGUGAGCGGAGAGAGCCGACUGGAAGGGGAGGAGGAGGAGGAGAGGCAGCACAGUCACAAGCGGGAGUCUUGAGUCCGGAGGCGGAGCCCCCCAGGCAUGGCCGACGUGCUGGAGAGCGGCGGCGGCGGCGUUGGAGGCGGCGGGUCCGGUGACGUGCGAGAGGCCGGCGUGGACUGGCAGAAGCGCUGCAUCGCUCUGGAGAUGCAGCUGCUGAGGUUCCGGCUGCAGGCCGGGAACAUCCGAGAGCUGCUGGCAGAGAAGAUGCAGGAGCUGGAGCAGAGAGUGACGGAGGCUGACCAGCGUGCCGAGGGUGCUGAGAAACAGAUCCACGUCAUGGAAGAGAAGCUGAAGUCGGCGAACAUUCAAACCAGCGAGACGGAGAGCUCGUUGUACAGGAGGUACCACGAGCUGACCCACCGGGUCCAAGAGAAGGACGCCGCGAUAAAGAGGUUAGAGGCGCAGCUGGAAAAACAGAUCUUCGUCAGGGCCCAGGAGGCGAAGAUUAUUGAGGAGAAGGCAGCCAAGAUUAAAGACUGGGUCACCUUCAAGCUCAAAGAGAUGGAGCAAGAGAACCAGCAGCUGAAAGUGUCCAACCUGAAGCAGACGGAGCAGAUCAUGUUGCUGCAGGACAAACUACAAGCCCUCCUGGAGAAACCCGCCUCCUCCCCGGUCACAGACGCCCACCUGGUGCCCAGCAGCCCGCUGUUCCCUCCCAGCUGCCCCGGCACGCCGCCGGCCCAGGACGACGGCUGGAGGCCCCGAGGGGCCCCGAAUGCCAAGACCCUGCAGACAGACGUGAAACGGGCUCCUGAGCCGUCCGGUAAGGGCAUCUGUCUCGGGGACCUCGCGGCCCACAAUGCUCUCUCUCAGGCUCGGAGCAGGGAGGGUCCCGGCGGCCCGGUUCCCACCAGCGCCCCGGGGCCCCCGGAGGGUCCGUCCGGGUCCUCCGACCAAGACAACUCCUCCGACGAGCUCAACAGCAAGUUCCGCUCGCAGUGCCUCCACUCGUCCUCCUCCUCCUCGUCUUCGUCCUCCGCCUACGAGACGGCCCGCGGGGGGCCGAGCUCCCCGGAGUCGUCCCUCGGCGCGACCCCCAAAAGCCCGCUGCUGUCGCGCUCGCCCUCCACCAACAACCCCUUCCCCAACCCCGCGGCCCACCGGUCGGGCGCCGGCACGACGCUCCCCAAGGUGCGCACACCGCUCACCCCCAGGGACGGCGUCCAGCUGGUGAAGAAGCACGACGGCCAGCCGCAGCCCGGCCCGGAGCCGUCCUCCGCCUGCUCCACCCUCAAGAGCGCGGGCACCACCGCCGGCGCCUCCUCGCAAUUCCCGCAGGUGGUGGAGGAGACGGACAUCGACGACGGGCUCCCCAACGGCAUGGAGGGCCUGGCGGAGGGCCCGGGGUCAGAGGAGCCGCGCCGCAACGGGGUCUCCCUCGUGGGACCGGCGGAGCAGCUGGGUCCACCGCCAACGCCGCCGUUGCACCGCUUCCCUUCGUGGGAGAGUCGGAUCUACGCCGUGGCCAAGUCAGGAAUGAGAGUAUCCGAGGCCAGUCCUGGAGUCAGGGGCCCCGGACGAGUCUCAGGGUCCUACUUCCCCCAGUACCCAGCGGCCGGUCCGUUCCCCCAGCUGGUCUACAAGAACAUCAACGUGCCGGUCUACACCACGCUGAGAGGGAAAGCCACUCAGAUCAGCAGCGUUCCUCUCCAAGACGAUGACUCCGGGUCAGAGGACGACAGCAGCUCCCUGGCCAGCUUACGGACCUCCGUCCUGCUGCCGGACAGGAAGGGCGGCGUGUCGGGGAGCCCGCGGGCCGCCAAGAGAGGCGUGUCCGUGUCCUCCGUCAGCUCAGAGAGUGAUUACGCCAUCCCCCCCGACGCCUACUCCCUGGACAGCGACUACUCGGAACCGGAGCACAAAGUCCAGCGGACCUCCUCCUAUUCCUGCGAGAGCACCGGGCCCGAGAUGCUGGAGAAGUCGGGGUACCUGCUGAAGAUGGGCAGCCAGGUGAAAGCCUGGAAGCGCCGCUGGUUCAUCCUGAGGAACGGAGAGAUCCUCUACUACAAAUCCCCCAGUGACGUCAUCAGGAAGCCUCAGGGUCAGAUCGAGCUGAACUCGUCCUGCCGUAUACUUCGUGGAGAGGGAGCGCAGACAUUUCAACUGAUUACGGAGAAGAAGACCUUCUAUCUGACGGCCGACUCGCCCAACAUCCUGGAGGAGUGGAUCAGGGUCCUGCAGAACAUCCUCAAGGUCCAGGCCAGCAGCCCGGUUACCGUGGAGACCGCCGCCAAGCCCACCAUGAGGGGCUGGCUCACAAAGGUCAAACACGGACACUCCAAGCUGCUGUGGUGCUCGCUGGUGGGGAAGGUCUUCUACUACUAUAGGAACCAGGAAGACAAGCUGCCUCUGGGUCAGCUGCAGGUGCGCGAGGCCUCGGUGAAGGAGGUGGACCGCUCCUGCGACUCGGACGAGGACUACGAGGCGGGCGGGCGGGGUUUCCUCUCGUCCCACUGCACCGUGGCGGUCCAGCCGAGGGGCCAGAGCCCCACCUACAUGCUCAUCGGCACCAAGCAGGAGAAGGACACGUGGCUGUAUCACCUGACUGUGGCGGCGGGGAGCUGCGCGACCUUCAGAGUGGGAACGGAGUGCGAGCAGCUCAUCGGUAAACUCCUCGAUGCGGAGGGAGACCCAGAAUGUGCCUUGUGGAGGAGCGAGGCCCUGAGCUGCUGUAAGGAGGGCCUGCGUUCUCCUCUCACCACUCUGCCCUCUGAAGCUCUGCAGACAGAAGCUCUCAAGCUCUUUAAGUCCUGCCAGCUCUUCAUCAACGUGCUGGUGGAAUCUCCGUCCGUCGACUACCACACCUCGCUGGCCCAGAAUGCAUUGCAGGUGUGCCUGACCCACCCGGAGCUGCAGAACGAGGUGUACUGUCAGCUGAUCAGGCAGACCAACCGCCGCACGCCGCACAACUACUCCCUCACGCAGUGCUGGCAGCUGCUGUCCCUGUGUGUGGCGCUGUUCCUCCCUCAACAACACUUCCUCUGGUACCUGAGACAAUACCUGCAGCGCAACGCCGACCCGCGGAGCGAGGUGGGGAAGUACGCCGUGUACUGCCAGAGGUCCGUGGAGCGGACGCUGCAGAACGGGGAGCGGGAGGCCAAACCGUCCCGCAUGGAGAUCGUCUCCAUCCUGCUGAGGAACCCCUACCACCACUCGCUGCCCUUCAGCAUCCCGGUGCACUUCGUCAACAACACGUACCAGGUGGUGGGCUUCGACGGCUCCACCACGGUGGAGGAGUUCCUCAACAUGCUGAAUCAGAGGAUCGGCGCCAGGAAGCCUCAGCUGUCCGGGUUCGCUCUCUUCAGCGACGAUCCGUCCGGCAAAGACCUGGAGCACUGCCUGCAGCCAUCUGCCAAGAUCUGUGAUGUCAUUUCCAAAUGGGAGCAGGCCCUGAAAGAGUUGCAUCCUGGGAAGAACGAGGGCACGCGGAUUGUGCGUCUGACGUACAAAAGCAGGUUGUGUUUCAGAUCUCAGGUGAAAGGGGAGACGGAGCGAGAGCGCCUCCUGCUGGCGUACCAGCUGAACGACGAGGUCCAGCGGGGCCGCUUCCCCGUGAACAAGGAGCUGGCUCUGGAGGUCGCCGCCCUCAUGGCGCAGGUGGAACACGGAGACCUGGAGAGACCGGCCGCCUCCUCCUCUUCCUCUCCGACCGGCUCCCCUCAGCCCAAAGCACAGCUGAUUCUCCUGCAGGCCUUGGAGCGCUUCUACCCCAAACGCUACCGACAGGACUGCAGCGCGGAGCAGCUCAGGGAUCUUACUGAGCGUCUGGCCACGAAGUGGUCCAUGCUUCGUGGCUGCAGUGCACCCGAGUGUGUGAGGAUCUACCUCACGGUGGCUCGCAAGUGGCCCCUCUUUGGAGCCAGACUCUUCAGCGCCAAGCCGCUGCCCCCGUCCCCCGUGGAGCAGAGCCAGGUGUGGCUGGCGGUCAACGAGGACGGAGUGUGUGUGCUGGACUACGCCAUGCACACGCUCGCCACGCACUCCUACCAGUCCGUCAUCACCUUCGGCGGUUGCCGUGACGACUUCAUGGUGGUGACGAGCCAGCAGCGGGAGCCCGGAGGAGGGAGGAAGAGCGCGGAGAAGCAGGUCUACGCCAUGGCCAAGCCCAAGAUCCUGGAGCUCACUCUGCUCAUGGCGAGCUACAUCAACCACUGGAACCUCGGCCUCCCAUUGGCCGCCUCGCUGCAGCCGCCCGGCCAAUGGGACGUGGACAGCAAACACUUCCCCGCCAUGAACUACACCACCAAGGGCCCCACGCUGCUGUGAACCAGCCACACGGGGGACGGACGGUGCCUAUUCUGAUUAUUAUUAUUUUAAUUUUUUUAUGAAACAUCAGCUCCGGGUCUUUUGAGACUAUAUAUUUCUACAACAGAUGAGUGUUUCAAACUCUGCUCUCUUAAGAUUUCAGGGUUCAAAUUCUUAUUUUUUUAAACACAGACGUGGUCUGAGGAUACAUGCAGCGGGAUGUUUCAGAUCUUUUCAUAUUUUCUAGUUUUUCAGAGCUUCUGGUUUGACUGGAAUACGCCAUUGUGUGUGUGUGUGUGUGUGUGUGUCGGUCGCUGUCUUUUUUUUACCGCCCCAUGUGAUCACUCGUAAUUAGCAAUAAACCAGCAUUUAAAUUCCUCCACGAGGUCUUCUGUGCAAUUAGAAAUGUCAUGUGAUACUUUUCAGCCUCUUGAUUGGCUAAUAAUCCACAUGUAAGAAUUUAGAGAUUCCUUACAUUUUUAUUAUAGAUUCAUUUGAUGAUUAUUUUCUCAAUUGAUUAAUUCCUUUGGUCCAUGGACCAUGUCAGAAAACAGAAAAGUUGACAUACACAUGAGUUUUUUUUCUGAAGGCGAAUCCUGGUCCUCGGAAACACUUCCACUAUUGUCCACAAGGGGCGCCAGAAUCACCAACAAAUGAAAGUCCCUUGUCUUAGCUUUAGUUUUAAUUUCGUAGAAGCUUUCAAAAAAAGAUCAAAUGUUUAAAGAAAAAAUACUUAAAUGAUGAAUCUAAUAAUGAACGAAAAAGAAUCAAUCAAUUAAUUUAAGGUUUUUCUCAUUAAAAAAGGUGCAGGACAGUUUUUACCACGUAAAAAUAAAUAUCUAAGAACAUUUUUAUAAUCCUUUUCUAUUAGUUUCUCUUUUUUUUUAAAGAUAAUUAAUAUUUAGCUCACAUGUGGUCUGUUAUUGUUGUGAUGUUAUGAGGAAAACAAUAACACAAUGGGGGGGGGGGGGGGGUGAUGCACUGUAUGAGUAAUCUGUGAAAGGUGAGCAGUGCAACAUUUAAGGCAUCGAGAUUAUUAAUUAUUAAUUAUUAAUUAUUAAUUCAUUGUUUAAUAAACAAACAAAAAGGAAAAAAGACUUGAACUGUUUUGGAUCGAACCACUUGUGUGUCCAUAUUAGUUUAUUUAUGUUUACGCCCAAAAUUAUUAUGUUUUGCUCACAAAGGUAAAGUUUUCCACAACUAUCACGUUUAUAUUGGAAAAAGUCCUUUAUGUAGUAAUUUAAGGGUGUGUUUGGAUAUCUGUCCUCGAAUGUGUUCAUGUGUUUCUGUGUGUGUGUGUGUGUGUGUGAUGUUAGAAUAAACGGUACGAUCCCGUGUUCCUGUGUGAUUCCUUACUUAAUCUAGUAUAGAAAUAUGCAUAAAUAUGUAAAAUAUUAAUAUACAUGUGUGAAUAAUGCAAACUUGCAUAUGAAAUAAAUUGCCAUUAUGGUCCACAA